This is a messenger RNA of Prorocentrum cordatum, 215 nucleotides long. The record is from the annotation of a GenBank genome assembly. Lineage: Eukaryota; Dinophyceae; Prorocentrales; Prorocentraceae.
GCGGCGGCUCCUCUUCGGCCUCGGCCUCGCGGUCGGCGGCCAGCUCUGUGAGAGGGGCCGCAGCGGCGGCUGCUGCAGGCGCCGCCGCGGGCGGCGAGCCGGGCGCGCUCCCCGCCGCGGCGGCGACGGCGCAGAGCAGGGAUCUGCAGGUCAUGAGCAUGAGCGAGAGCGGCCACGACGACGCCGUGCCGCUGGAGGAGGCGGCGGGAGACGCG